Messenger RNA from Drosophila hydei, 1177 nucleotides. RefSeq names its product aspartic proteinase. Gene Ontology annotation, biological process: cell death; proteolysis. Bases 9 to 1142 code for a protein of 377 amino acids. NCBI's taxonomy places the organism in Eukaryota, Metazoa, Arthropoda, Insecta, Diptera, Drosophilidae. The transcript has a single exon. The record is from RefSeq and is a predicted model, not a curated record. Gene Ontology annotation, cellular component: lysosome. Gene Ontology annotation, molecular function: aspartic-type endopeptidase activity.
CAUCGAAGAUGUUACAAACGCGGCUAAUGAUUCUUUCCGUACUGCAUUUAUAUGUCUGUCCAUUGGCCAAGUCACUGAUGCUCCGAGUGCCCUUGGAAGUGCAGUCUAAGCCUUUGGCUAGUCAGCAAUUUCAUAGCUUUCUCGCGACUGAGACGCUGAAGUUAACGCUGGAUAAUAAAAUGAAUAUGGAGUAUUACGGACGCAUAAGCAUGGGCACGCCGCCGCAAUUGUUCAGGGUGAUCUUUGACACCGGCUCGGCCAACACGUGGCUGCCUUCCAGCAAUUGCCCUGUGAGCAAUGCCGCCUGCCAGCUGCACAGUCGGUACAAGGCGCACAAGUCGAAGAGCUAUGUGCAAAAUGGUCACAACUUUUCGCUGGCCUAUGGCAAUGGCCAUGUGAGCGGUUAUCUGUCGCAGGACACGAUACGCAUAGCUGAUGCAGUUGUGCCCGGCCUGACCUUCGGAGAGACGUUGUCCCAUUAUCAGCCAGCCUUCAUCACGACGACCUUUGACGGCAUUGUGGGCCUGGGCUUCAGCCAAAUUGGCUGGCGUAAUACGACUCCCUUCCUUGAGCUGUUCUGCCAGCAGCAUCUGUUCCAGCAGUGCCUGUUCUCAGUCUAUCUGCGACGCAUGCCUGGCGAGUUGUAUGGCGGCGAAAUCACAUUCGGUGGCAUAGACGAAUCCCGCUAUACGGGCGACGUGCACUAUGUGCCACUGUCCAGGGUCGGCUACUGGCAAUUCGAGAUGUCUAGCGUGUCUGUAGGUAAUAGGCAAAUUGCUAAGAAGAUUGAAGUUAUUUUGGACACGGGCACUUCACUUAUUCUGAUGCCCAUUGACAUCUUUGACGAGUUGCAGACAGCGAUGGGGGCCCUAAUUGAAAAUGGAACGAGUGGAAUUAGCUGUCAGGGCGAGAAUCUGCAAGAUAUUCACUUCCAUAUCGGGGAGAAGAAGUUUACUUUCACCCCCGCAGACUAUGUGGUUAAACUAGAAACUUCUAAUACAACGAUCUGUGUAGGUGGAUUUUUACCAAUUUACGAGAGCUUCUGGGUGCUGGGAGAUAUAUUCUUGACGCGCAUUUAUACCGUCUAUGAUGCGGACGCUAAACGUGUAGGAUUAGCCGAUGCAGUCUCAAACGAGAAUUAGCAUAAGAAUUAAAAGAAAGCUUAAAAUAUUCAUAG